GGGGGCGCACUCUCUCCCUUGCCGACACGUCACAACAUCCCUUCAAGGGGCUCCCUUGCCUGCCUUGCUGCCAGUGUUCAAAAACAUCAGUGAACCACAUCCGACUCUUCUCCAAGAUCCAAGACACCCUGUGCAAGAGCCAGCCCAAGAACAUAACCAAGCUUCUUCCAUGUUUGACUACGGUUUAAUGGUGGCAACUGGUCUGAUGGUGAUGAAGUGAUUGACUACGCAGAGGUGCAGGCGAGUGGAAUGUUGCGCUGGUCGGUCCACCUUGAAGGAGGGCCACGGAGAGUCAAUCAUGCCGCAGUGGCCGUGGGGCACAAGGUCUACACCUUUGGGGGCUACUGCUCCGGCGAAGACUAUGAGACGCUCCGUCAGAUCGAUGUGCAUGUUUUCAACACUGUGUCCAUGCGCUGGAUGAACUUGCCCCCAGUGAGGCCAUUGGGACAUGAGCGGGCUCGUGAAGUGCCAUACAUGCGUUAUGGUCACACGGCGGUGCUACUGGAUGAGACCAUCUACUUGUGGGGGGGGCGCAAUGACACCGAAGGGGCCUGCAAUGUGCUGUAUGCAUUCGACGUCAAUACCCACAGAUGGUUCACACCCAAAAUUUCUGGAACCGUUCCAGGGGCAAGAGAUGGCCACUCGGCCUGUGUACUGUUGAAGGCGAUGUAUAUAUUUGGAGGUUACGAGCAGCUGGCUGAUUGCUUCUCCAAUGAUAUCCACAAGCUGGACACCACUACCAUGCAUUGGUCUUUAAUUGAUACCAUGGGCAUUCCAGCAAGCUGGCGAGACUUCCACUCAGCAACCAUCAUUGGUACAAAAAUGUUUGUAUUUGGAGGGCGAGGAGCAUUUGGUCCAUUCCAUUCCCACAAUGAGAUCUACUGCAACCAGAUAGAAGUUUUUGAUACGCAGACCAAUACCUGGCUGAGCAGCCCCGCAACACAGCUCUCACCUGAUGGACGAAGAAGUCACUCAGCUUUUUGCUACAAGGGAGAGCUAUACAUAUUUGGAGGAUACAAUGCCAAUAUGGACCAGCACUUCAAUGAUCUCUGGAAAUUCAGUCCAGAAGCCUUUUUAUGGACAAAAAUAGAACCCAAGGGGAAAGGCCCAUGUCCUCGGAGACGUCAGUGCUGCUGCAUGGUUGGAGAUCGAAUCAUCCUCUUUGGAGGAACCAGUCCCUGUCCUGAGCAAGGAAUGGGUGAUGAAUUUGACCUCAUGGAUCAUUCAGACCUCUACAUCUUAGAUUUCUGUCCUAAUUUGAAAACAUUAUGCAAAAUAGCUGUAAUUCAGUACCGUCUGGAGCAGUCGGGCCUCCCGCAUGAUAUCAGGUGGGAACUGUCUGCCAUGACCACCAACAGCAACAUCAGCAGGCCAAUCGUCUCCACCCAUGGCUGAAAGAUAGCUGAAUAUGAAACAGAAGCAUAUUUCCUUUCUGCCAAGUCCACUUGAGCAUGGAUGAACUGUUUUGUCAAACACAGAUCUGUGCUGGAUUUAAUCUAAUUUUUCCAAAAAUGUCCCGGAAAGGACUUGUUUGGACUCAGUGGACUUUCUCAUGCUCAGGAUAUUUAACAAGAGGAAAAGAAAAAUGGGUGAGACCCAUUCACCGGCUCUCUCUCCCUCUCUCUUAAUUUUUUUGGGGUGUUGUCAUUUGAAAUUCAAUCAGCCUAUGAUAAUCAUAAACUUUGAAGCACAGAAAGAACUAGCAAAAAAAACAAGCCAAUGUUGAUGUCAUCAAACACAACUAAGCUUCUUUGAGAGAACACAAUCUCUAGAUGGAGACUUAAAUAGUUCUUGAGAAUGUACUUUUAUGUCUAUAUAUACCAGGCUUGUCCAUUUGCAGCCAAUGCGUAAAAAUGUUGAUUAUUGGGUGUCGUACUGGUUUUAAAAACAAAAGACUAUUGAGAUGCUUAACUUUUGCUCUUGCUUCAUCACCAACCCGGCCGGGAGCACCCCACUGCCACCCACUGCCCAACAGUGACUCAACUCUCAUUUACUAGGCAGUUGUGACCACUUCAUCCAUCUCAAUGUCUUAAACAAGACCUUCCCAUGUCAAUACAUAACAUUUCUGUGGCUGUGCUGUUACUCACCUGCUAAACAACCCCCGCUUCGCUGUGCCAAAUGUAAGAAAUCAAUCACAGUGUAAUUGCAUAGUGUGACAUUUACACUUGUUGAAUAUGCAUCACCAAACUUUUUUAGACAAUCCAUGUGGUGUUAGACACUUUUCUCAUUACUUGCUUGUUGACUCCAGAGGGAGCGUGCACAUGUUUCCAUGCUCACAAGUGAGGUGAUACAACUGCAUAAGGGCUGCCUUAAAAUCUUCCUCUCUAGAACGCUCAUCCAGAUUCAUUUAAUUGUAAGUAUAUAUCAUAAAACGUGUGUAAUUUAUUGCACAUCACUUGAAAUCACUAAACAGCUAUUCAUUUGCAUUCUUUUUUUAUAUUUGACUGUUAAAAGUCUAGCUGAAUUUUACACCAGAUAUACAGGACAAAUACUUUGGGCCGUCACUCACCUUGUUUCAUAAUUAAGCUCUUUCACAGAAUUCAUUUUGACAUUGUAAACCAGUAAAUAGUACAACAGAUGCAUUUAGUAUUAUUGAGGGAAUACUACAAUUCCUAUUUCCAUAAAAAAAAAUAUGUUACAGUAUAGGGUGCUGCUUAUCCAUCCAUCCAUUCAUUUUCUGAACCGCUUAUCCUCACUAUUAUUAUUGUUGUUAUUAUUAUAAUUCAUCCAUACAUUAUCUGAACCGCUAACCAUCAUGAGUGUCGCUGAUGCGGUGGAGCCAAUCCCAGCUGACUUCAGACAGAUUAUUAUUAUUAUUGUCAUUACUACUAUUAGGGUAUUAACUAUUGUACUGGUGGCUCCACCCAGCCCCCAGAAUUACAAUUGCAGAAUUAGUAGUCUGCUCGCUAGGACAUAUUGGAGAGACAUACAGCUCUUUUCAUGCGUGAUUGUCAUUGCUAAAAUGUUUGUAUGCAUAACCAAGGGUCUGUUCCUCUACUGUCAUUUUUUUAACCUAAUUCAAAAAAGUCUAAAAAUACAUUUAUUGAAGACUGUUUUCAGUCAAGUCCAUAUUUACAGCCUCAACUCACUGUGUUACCUUUGUAUGGAGGGUAAGAAGUGCUAUGAGGUUCUUGUGACACAAGCAAUAGGAGCUUUGUACUGUUGUGGAAGAAAUUAUGGCUAAAAUAAACCCAGCAGCAGCACCCUGGGCUCUCGCAGUGCAUCGGCCUGCGUCAUAAAUGUUUACAAAUCAGUUUACAUUAAAUUUCAGGUUUAAGACAGCAGAUUAGGGCACUAAAGCAUAUCAGGACAGUCAGAGGAGACAAAAUGCUGAUCUACAAUCUAAUAGAGACCACAAAGCAAAGAUGAAUUGUAACACUCUUUCUCACUCACGCACAUUUACGUACUCACAUAGACACCUCACACACAAUACUGCUCACUAAAUUAGUGCACACCAGCUUCUAAAAACAAGUCAAACACUGAAUGGCCAUCAGUAAUUUGCUAUUAUUUCUAAUUCUAUUGAAUGGUGAUGGUGUUUUUCCUUUUUUUGUGUAUUAAUAUGGGUGAUGGAACACUUCAGGGACAAAAACACAUUGAUUGAAGGACACUGUUGGGCAACUCAUUUUACUCUGAUAAUGAUGCAUACACCUUCACUCAUGAUGCGAUUGAUGGGUGCGUUCGCUUAAAUAUUUUGACCUCAUGUUUUUAAUGGCUGUGAUUUAACCCACCCUUUAAGAUACAAUUUAAAAAAAUGUUGGAGGGGUGUGCCUUGGUUUCCAAAAUGGGUAACGCUGUCGGACUGUCGUACCAGCGACUGUAUUGUGCACACUGAGAUGGCAUAGUAGUAUAUUGUAUCCAUUUGUUGUUAUUAACAAAUUGUGUACGGUAAAGGGACAAAAUAUAGAGCGUAUUCAACAUUUAAUUAUCCACAUAUACCUCACCUUUCACCUUGCCCACCUUUUUCCUUUUAUUGUUUACUGUUUUCAGGACGAUUGUAAAAGUUGGUCAGGACUUCCUCUGCAAUAUGAUUUAUAACAAAAUCAGUAAUAAAUCUAAGACAGUUUGA
This is a messenger RNA of Syngnathus acus (greater pipefish), 4066 nucleotides long. RefSeq names its product kelch domain containing 3 (gene klhdc3). The record is from RefSeq and is a predicted model, not a curated record. Gene Ontology annotation, molecular function: protein binding; chromatin binding. Lineage: Eukaryota; Metazoa; Chordata; Actinopteri; Syngnathiformes; Syngnathidae. Gene Ontology annotation, cellular component: cytoplasm.